Oppiella nova is the source of this 426-nucleotide messenger RNA. NCBI's taxonomy places the organism in Eukaryota, Metazoa, Arthropoda, Arachnida, Sarcoptiformes, Oppiidae. The record is from the annotation of a GenBank genome assembly.
ACGGCCGCCAAAUACGCGGCCGGGACUGCCAUCCAUUGGUACACACAUUCACCGCAUACUAAUCUCGACGAACCACAUAAAUUACACCCUGAUAAGUUCAUUCUGUCCACUGAGGCCUGUAUGGGACCUGGAGUUAGACUCGGGGCGUGGGAAUUGGCUCAGGCUUAUGGUUACGAUAUACUUGGAACUCUGAACCACCACACUGUGGGGUGGACCGACUGGAAUAUGGUUUUGGACACAUCAGGAGGCCCCUCCUGGAUCCCGGGUAAUCGGUUCGACUCUCCCAUAAUCGCUAACCCGGACGCCCACGAGUACUACCGUCAGCCUUCCUUCUACGCUAUGGCACACUUCGCCAAAUUCUUACGUCCCGGUGCCGUACGGGUUGACUCACCCAUUGUUAUACGAAACAAUACAGAGGCAACUGUC